Molecule: messenger RNA, 5447 nt
Organism: Scylla paramamosain (green mud crab)
Lineage: Eukaryota; Metazoa; Arthropoda; Malacostraca; Decapoda; Portunidae
Product: modifier of mdg4-like
Exons: 4
Coding region: 380-2047 (555 amino acids)
Biological process (GO): regulation of transcription by RNA polymerase II
Cellular component (GO): nucleus
Molecular function (GO): protein binding
Source: RefSeq, a predicted model, not a curated record
UGGUGAACUGCAGACGUUGUGUCGAUUGUUUGGUGAUCACGUACGUGGAAGUGUGGUGGUGUUUCGUUUAUAAAAGAGUCCAUGGUGUUGGCAGUGGUGGGUGCCGUGAGGGCCAGGUGUUGGGUGGCGGUGUGGCGGCGUGACUCAGGCUGGGCACACACUCCUCCCCCUGGCUGUCUUUUGUUAGCACUCAGGGUGUGUUGUGCCUGCCCGCUGCACCACACCAACCCUCUCCAGUGGUGCUGCCCUGUAAGGAGUGUGUGCUGCAGUGCGUGGUAGUUGCAGUGCCAGCUAUUGCCACUUAGCUUGGUGCAACCUGUUGAUCGUUUAGCUUUGCAUACCGGAUACUUUGCUAUUAUGUGGUGAGGGUUGAGAAAACAUGGAUCCUGAGCAACAGUUCUGUUUGCGCUGGAACAACUACCAGUCAACACUCCAGCAUGUCUUCCACAAGCUCUGGGUGGCAGGAACGUUUGUGGAUGUCAGUCUGGUGGUGGAGGGCCGACGGCUGGACUGCCACAAGGUUGUGCUGUCAGCAUGUUCCUCCUACUUUGAGCACAUCCUUCGCGACCACAGCAGCCACCCACACCCUCUGAUCCUGCUGCAUGACCUCCCCUACUCGGCUGUGGAGGCCCUGGUCACAUUCAUGUACCGGGGUGAGGUCAAUGUGAGUCAAGAACAGUUGGCUGCACUCCUGAAGGUGGCAGAGACUCUGAGAGUUAAGGGACUGGCAGACUCUGGUGCCAUUAGUAGUUUCACCAAACGACAGCUGCUAGAACGCUGCAUCCCCCUCCUGGAGCAUGCACCAUGCAUCCCCCCACCACCCAGCCCAGCAGUGAACAGCCUGGGAGCGGUGACAGUCCCAACCACUUCCAUCGUCCAGCCCAGGAUGACCCCAACAACAAGAGUUAAUUUAGGUAAAACUGGUUCAAGUGUGCUCAAGAACCUGUGCAAUGGAGGUGUUAAGAGAGUGGAGUCAUUCGGCCCAAGCACAAGCCCUGGUCCCAAGAAGAAGAGGCCCCGUUCAGAGGAGAUGAUCCCUGCUAUGACCCCUACCACUUCUCUCCCCUUGAGUGAAGUGCCACCAAGUGAAGCAUCUCAACCCUCACCAGAAUCUUCCACAACACCUACUGAAACAUUCAAGCAAGAAGCCGCAGAUGAGACAGAUGGAGAACUCCAGAUAGAUGAAUCUGCUGGCCAGUCCCCUGUUGAGACCCCGGAGUGUGAUGCCAACUCUAUAGGACCUGAUGCAGAGACAGAGGCAGAAGAUGAAGAGUCUCACCAGAGUAUUCCACAGGAGGUCAGUUCUGUUCAGAAGCAGGAUGUUCCUCCACUCCAUCUCAGUGAGGGCACCACCACCCUUCCCAAAGAUGGCCUGGAGCAUUCUCAGCCAUUCACCCACCUACACCAAGGACCUCUGGAUGGUCUGCAGGGCAAGGAACGGACUGGCAGCAUCGGUGGUAAGUCUUGUGAGAGGACCUACACUCACUUGGACUUAGAGGAAGGUAUUGAGGCUGUUCUCCUCGGGCACCUUACUCCAGCCAAAGCCAUUGCACAAUACAGAAUUCCCCGCAGAACCUUCUUCCGUCGGCUGUCAGCCGUUAGGAAGAGCAGAGGAAUACCUUCUGCUAAGGAAAAUGCUGCUGAUCAUUUCCUCACAGCUACAGCCACAGUUGGUGACACAGCCUCCCAACUCAUGCUUCCUGUCUCAGACUCGGACUCCUAUGCUUCCUCCCUCAAGAUCAAGUCUGACCGGCCUGUGUUGAUAGCUCCCAAGGAAGCUAAAAACAAGGGCAAGAAGGGGGAUGGAGUCAUGGCUCCAAAUAAUAGUUACUUUUCCUUGCUCAACUUGGCUGCAACUAAUAACUAUGAUGCUUACCUUAACUACCUAAAGCUUGUGGCACAACAGGGUGACAAUGGCAAUCACGAGGAGAUCCUUGAGGCACUGAGGAAGGGUCAAGUCAAGGAGGGCAAGCCAGCCGUGGAUGACAACAGAAAUGUGUCAGAGGCAGCCCUUGCCCUCGUGUCUCACAACGUGUCGGCUGAAUAGUGUCUACUUGCCAUCCAGUCGAUUCCUUCUUUCCUCAGUGAAGUGGUGGAACACUACUUCUGCCUUGGGCUUCCUAUAGAGCCUGGUGCCAAUUGCAACUAACCAUUCCAUACAACAUUCCAUUAAUUUUAAGGCUUCUUAUUGUAUAUACAUUUAUUUAAUUGGAUGGGCGCAUAUAUGAUAUUCUUCAGCCAAAGCAUAUCCUGGAUUUUUUUUUCUCUUUUUUUUCUCUAUUGUACAUUAUUUAUUGUAUUUUUCCUAUGAAGCUAUGGAUAUAGGUAUGUUUUCAGUAUUAUCCAGUUUUCAUGAUUAAGAAGAAAGUAAUGUUACAUGAUGUCCUUUUUUGAUGUUCUCUUGUGAGUUGUUCUUUUAGAAGGCUUGAAUAUUUUAGGAAAUGAUUAUUUCAACUUUUCCUCAAGCUGUUUAGAAAUUCUUCUUAAGCAUGUUGAACUCAUGGUAUUUGAAUUUGGUAUUAUGUGGCAGGUAGUCUAAUAAGGAAUCUACUGCUCUUUCUAGACCAGCUAAACAUGGGGUAACCACACCUUGGUAUACUUGGGGUAACCGCCCAACACUGAAGUCUCAAAAACUGUGAUAACAUUUGGUACUUUAUACUAAUCAUACUCAACUUGCACAUUUGGCCUUCUCAAGUUGCUCUCUAGGAUAAGUACAUAGCUCCAGUGAGUCAUGUGGAGGGCAAAGCAGUUUCUGUCUGCCACAUGGAUCUGUCUGUGCCUUGUAGAUAUUGGAUACUUAGGUCAGAUAUUGUAGGUAGGGUUUUGCUUUUUCUUUCUUCAGAUGGUGGUGGUCUUCCAGAUAGGUUUUGUACUUAAUGUAAGGCAGCUCUGUGAAACGUUGCCGUGGAGUAUCUUCAUGUUUUAUUUAUUUAACCUUUUUGUUUUUUUGUUGUCCAGUGCCUGGUGACAAACAUUUCUUCAGGCUAACUCGCAGGAUUAGGUUCUUUCCCGUCCUUGAAUAACUUACUUGCUGAUGAGUGGAAUGUGGUGGUGAGAGGAAACAGGAGGAAGCAAAAAACACUUUAUUCUCUGAUGUUUUGCCUGUUGCCUCUUUUUCAGCUGAAGCACUGGAGAAUACUUUCCUCUCUCACAUUCCAUUCACUUGCCAUCUUACAUUAAUAAUUAAUCUCAAAUGCUUUGUUGUACUCUUGUGUUUGUAAGCAUUUUUAUGUAGAUUUACUUGAUUUGCAGUCAUCAGACGGAACAAUUCAUUAAGGUCAUGCCGUAAUUUCUCUCACCUAAGCAGCAGCAUUGACUACCUGUUCUAUAUGAUCAGCUCUACAGGGCUGUGUUUAAUUGCAAAACUUUUUUUUCAUAAUCUUCCCAAUGCAGUUAAAAUAGAACCAGUUGUCUUUUGGUUCAUGUAAUAUGAGUAAUGCAUUUUUACAGCAUUUUUUAGUAUUUUAUUGUGGACUUUAAGGAAGUGUUUUAAAAUUUUUUUCUUGAGGUUUCAUGUUUAAUAGUAAAGAAUAUAAUGAUAUUCCAUAGCCUUACUUUUGAUGAAAGGGGUGCUUUGCUGUUGUGUGACUCCACAGUGACAGCCACAGGACUGAGCAUCAAGCAGAACUGCCUUACAGAAUCUUUCUUUCCUGGUUGUGGGAUACACUUGUACCUGUAGUUGCUCAGCUGUCUUAGAAUUAGGCAUAAAGUAGUUAAGCUGUUAGGAAUUUGCAGGCAUUGUUGGUCAGUAUUUCCCCCCUCCCAUCGUCAACUGGCUUACUAUUAACCGACAGUUGGGUUAGCUGGUGCCUCAAUGACUGUAAAUUACUGUACUUGAGUAAUUUACUUUCUUGACCACUUCAAGGAUAUCUUUGAGCCAUGUGCUGCUCUUGUUCCUAUAGUGAAUAUUUUACUGUAUCACAAGUGUCAUUGUUCAUAUACUUGAGUAACAGGUACAACCCUGCCAUGGUAACCAGUACUCAGUGUGAUGGUGACAGGCACUGGGGAGGGAAGCCGGCAUGUGUGAGCCGGUCAGUUCCUCAACCAAGACACUGUAAUGAUGCAACUUGACAUGGCUGUGAUGAAUGCAUUCAAAAUGCUCCAUAUUUCAUAUUUUAUCUCAAAUUCUAGAACACAUAACUUUUUUUUAUAGUCAACUGUAGCUGAAGGCCAUUGCCUUGAAAUAUGCAAACCUUUACACGUCACAAGCUAACUUCUGCAUGGAAUUUCUCCUACAUUGUAUUUUAGAUAUAAACUGAUCAUGUGCUUCCAGUUUCUCAUGCAGUGUGGGAAUCUGUGCUGCUGUGGGUGUAAGUGUGCUGGACAGUGCUGGUCACUGUGGCCUUGGCCACCACAUGACCAGAGUGGUGUGUGGCACGUCCCAUUGUGAAUGUUUCUGUCUACCCCCCAUCCCUGAUCCCCCAAUCAUUGUGUGUAAUCCCUUCAUGUGAGUGUUGAACCCUCCACCAGACAGUGAGCUGUGUGCUGGUGGCUGUAGGAUUCCUGGUGGAGAGUUCAUUCUUGGUGGCAAUUAUCUCUUGCUCAUGUGUGGAUUGAGUCUGUGGGUAAUGAAGGCAGCUAGGUUAUCUGAGGAAGUGCAAAUAACCUUUCAGUGUUUUGUAUUGAAACAGUGGCAUUAAUAAGUUAAGGUAAAGGUUAGCGAUCUCAUUAUUUACAUUUAUGCCUAAGAAUACUACAUGUUAGUGGCAUCUGUCCUUUGCUUAGCAUUAUCUUGGUACCUGCAAUAGCUGGCAGCCCUAAACUGUUUGUAUUUUUUUUCUCUGGGCUUUCAGUUAUACUUGCUAAAGCAGAUUUGACUUUGUUUGUAUGUUAUGAAGACAGGGCAUUGAGUGCAUGUUCUUGUAUUCCAGUUGUCCUAGUUAUUGCUGGGAUGUCAUCUCAUGAGAGUGUACUUACACAGCCUGUAUGCAUGCAAGCAUCAGUAUACUAUGGCAUGAAAGUAGCAAUACUGUAUUAUAAUUGCCUUUUGGUGUAAAAUUAUCUGAUAUGUACUUAAGAUCUGAUAAGAAUCUGUGAUAAAAGGUAGCUUCUCUGUGCUUGAAUACAUUCCAUUUUUUGCCUUUUGGUAAAACUGUACUAUUCCAUUCCAUUCCACUCCCUGUGAUAAAACAUUUGCCUUGUAUUAACAUAUCUGCUGAUAUUCCUAAAACAUAAGAACAGUCCCAAGCAAAUUAAGCAGAAAAUAUAACAUUAAUUACUAUAUAAAUAUAUAGAACUUAAGUGACCUUAACAUUUACUGUAACAUUUAUAUGGAAAUUUAAGUGCUUUUGUAUGUGGACAGAUUCCUUUACUAUAAAGCUGGCGGAGGUGAGCCAGACAUUACUUUGUGAGACCCGGGAACCAAUCCUUCUGGUCUGGGGCGGUUAGAAGUCUUGUAUUUUUCUACAAGUUUCUGAAGAUUUUUCAAUAAAAGAUUUUCUAGGAAA